Messenger RNA from Spodoptera littoralis (African cotton leafworm), 2172 nucleotides. NCBI's taxonomy places the organism in Eukaryota, Metazoa, Arthropoda, Insecta, Lepidoptera, Noctuidae. The record is from the annotation of a GenBank genome assembly.
AUGGGUCUAUUAUCAGACCCUGAUGUUGGUUCAGCGAAGUGGGUGAGGGUGCUGAAGAGAGUGCACGGUCCUGUCUGCUUCCUAUGCUAUGUUGGUGCCCUGGUAUGGUUCGUCCUGCUAGGCCAUAGAGAUUUCAACAAUGAGACUUAUUUCUCUGAGAAUGCUUUACUUCCUGGCUUGGUGACCAACGAAUUUAAUGCAGAGCAGUCCGCCAGUCAAUAUUACAACGAAUUGCUGCUCGAAUUAGAGACGAAGUAUGAAGAGAUGGAUGUAAUGCCAGUGUCCUGGCUGGUGGGAAUGAUGUCACAUAUACAUUUGGAGGUCUACACCCACAACUUUACUCUUCACUACCCCUUGGGGAGAGGACAAGUGUUCAGAGGUACCAAUGUGUAUGGAAUACUGCGAGCUCCACGUACUUCAUCGCUCGAGGCUCUAGUGGUGUCCGUUCCAUACAGGAAUGUGGGAUCCCAUCAGAAGACCACUGCAGCUGGCAUAGCACUUAUGUUAGCUUUUGCCAAGUUUGCAAGGCCACAAAAAUAUUGGGCCAAAGACAUAAUUUUCCUAGUCACACAACAUGAUCAACUAGGAAUGCAGGCGUGGCUGGAAGCUUACCACGGUUUGCACAAUGAAAAUGAGCCAUUCCACGCAAGUCUUGGUAGUUUCUGGAAGCCUGGUACUCCUGCGUUUAAUAUGGAGAGUUUCUUCCCUAAUAUUCCAUUGAGACGGAAUCAUAAAAAGGCUUUGAAUCCGGGGACGUUGAAAGGAAGGUCUGGAUCCAUUCAGGCUGCUAUUCUUUUGGAAUUUAGCACUCCACAGAUAAGAUAUAUUGAGGUGAAAAUAGAAGGUUUAAAUGGUCAGCUGCCUAAUUUAGAUCUUGUGAACUUGGUUCAUAAGCUAUGUCAGAAGUCAGGGAUACAUCACUCUUUUGCAAAAAGUUACUCUUGGAUUCGCGGCCGCGACAGUAUGGACGAAUGGAAGAAUGGUUUCUGGACCAUGUUCGAGAUGGUGCUAGGCCAGAUUGACGGGGUGCCAGACGGCAACCACGGCCUCUUCCACCGCUUCGGCAUCGAGGCGGUGACGCUGGAAGGUCGAGACGAGUUAGACCCGGGCGGCAAAGUGCCCCGUGUGAACUCAUUGUCUUUCUGUAACUUCUACAAGCUGGGCAUAGCACUGGAAAGUAUUCUGCGCUCUUUGAACAACCUGCUGGAGAGGUUCCAUCAGAGUUACUUCUUCUAUAUCCUGGCUUCUACUCAUCGAUUUAUUUCUAUUGGUCAAUACAUGCCCUCACUAUGUCUGCUAUGCGUAGCUAUGCUCAUCAGAGCACUAUCACUAUGGGUGACUACCCUACAACAAGAUGGCGACUACAAUGACAAACAAACUAAGAAAGUAACUACAAAGUCAAGUAAACACAAGCUAGAGAAAGCUAAAGAUUCUGACUCGGAAGAACCAGGGGAGCAGGAAACGCAGGAGGUUAAGAAAGUUAAAACUCCUGAGAAAAAGAAAGCGACCAUCAAUAUGAGUGUUCUGAAUAUAGGCGUUAAUUAUCUCCUACUACAUCUUAUUGGGUACGGUGUAAUGAAUACACCGUUUAUUUUGUCUUAUUAUGGUUCACUCUACUACAACAAACCACCAGAAGUGUCGGUCUACUUCGGAAUAAUUAGCAUAGCAGUACUCCUAAUCUUUAUUACGCCGUUCCUCCCAUACAUGUUGCGCAAGGGCCCCAUAACUUACGAGGAGUUAUCUCUAGUCAACAUCCUAGUACUGACGGAGCUGUCCACUGUUUGUCUAAGUGUUGCUAUGCAGAACUUUUCACUCGGAUUCGCUAUUGCAGUUAUUUAUACGCCUUUGGCUUUGAUGACUAGUGUCUACGUCAAAGGAUCUGGGAAGGCACGGGCAUGUGUCCAACUCCUGAAGCGCGUGUGGUGCGUGUGUGUGCACCCGCUGGUGGUGGUGGUGGCCAGCAUGGUGGCGUACAGCCGCACGCUGGUGGCCGACGACACCUGGCUGGCCACGCUCGGACGGGGCUCCGACGCCGCCAUGCAGGCCAUCAUGUUCUCUGUUGCGGAUUCUAUGUUGUAUGGGAACUGGCUGUUCAACCUGACGACCUCAGUGAUCCUGCCGAUAUGGCUGAUAUUCUGGCAGAUCCUGAACAUAAAGGUCGAUGCUCCCUAG